This is a messenger RNA of Vitrella brassicaformis, 1371 nucleotides long. Lineage: Eukaryota; Vitrellaceae. The record is from the annotation of a GenBank genome assembly.
AUCAUGGAGGGCUUCUUGGCGCUGGGCUGCGUCUAUUUGCUAUGCCUGGGAGCAUUUGCAGCUCCACUGCGCGAUGCGCGGCAAAAAGCCGAGGUGACGACGCCUCCCCCUGAAGACACCGAGGCCAGAGAGCGGCUGAUGGACCUCACUGACAAGCUGGGACAGCUGCUGGAAGCAAGGGGCCGCCAAGAGCAAGACGAGGGUCAGCGUGUGCAGAAUCUGAUGCCAAUCUGCCACCCCCCCUCUCUUGCUGUUGUUUGCCUGCAGUCGUCGUGCCUGAGCAAGAAUGCCCAGGUACGUGCGUAGGCCAGUCAACCUUCACUGCAUUUUGCACCUGUUGAUUGCUCACACGGAUGGGUGAGUGCAGAUGUGGAGAGGAGAGAGAGUGGCACUGCCACCGAGAACACCUCUGGCACCUACCGAUGGUAUGCCCCUGUUGAGGACUACAUGGUCUUUGCUUUGGACUCCCGCACGACAGGCGCAAACGCCGCACUCACCGUCACCUUCGACGGGUACACGUGUGUGUCAUUGCCCGGAGGGAUUUCUCGCGCGAUGGACCGGACCCCGUGUGUGCUUUGUGCAUGUCAGAGUGACUGAGACCAGUGCGGCGGCCACCGACAACACUCGGGGUGCGCCAUACAAAGCUCCCUCUUGCAUGCAUGGGCUGCUCAUUCCUUCCUGUGCCCAUGCGUGUGUGUAGACAUUUAUGAGAACGCUAUUGCGGUCCGGACAGGCCGCGAGACUGGCUCUGCCGACUGGGCGGUCGAAUGCGAUGCGGCUUGCGAAUGGGUUCGUAAGCGAAAAGGAAACGGCACACUUAUCGCCAGAUCACUUAAUUGUGCACUGGCUGCUUCGGUUGCUAUGCCUGGUGCACUCACUGCACAGAGGUUGGAUAUUUUCCAGCACACGGGAUUGUGUGACCCUCAAAUCACCGUAACUCUCGUGGACGUCGAUAUCACUUCAAAUCCAAACCUGAUUAUUAUCUGAAGAUGAGCGGACUUUCGUACGCUUCAUGUGAAGACGCGAAGGUGAGAGGAACAAAGACCUGAUGGUGCGCACAAACGUGGGCCUUUUGCGUGUAUGUGUGUUCCCCUGUCCGUAACCCAUACGCAGGAGAGCACGGCUGCAGCCACCAGCCAGCCGGCCAUUUUCGUUUUUGGUACCCUGGUUUAUAUGUCCUUGCAGUGCCUGUCCUGUUGUCUGUGGUCGACUCAUCGCUUUUGUACAUUCUAGUGGGUGUGGGGGUGCUGUGUGGGGCUUAAUUCAUACGGACUGGGGUGAUGCGUCCUCAGAAUCGAGGAGUACACGCCUUGGCUCAACUAGUAUGUGUGUGUAUAAAAGUCAAGCAACAGUCACCACCGAGUGGUCUAG